Messenger RNA from Verticillium dahliae VdLs.17, 1593 nucleotides. RefSeq names its product CCCH zinc finger and SMR domain-containing protein. The transcript has 3 exons. The coding region runs from base 1 to 1593 and encodes 530 amino acids. Gene Ontology annotation, molecular function: metal ion binding; RNA binding. Gene Ontology annotation, biological process: negative regulation of DNA-templated transcription. The record is from RefSeq and is a predicted model, not a curated record. NCBI's taxonomy places the organism in Eukaryota, Fungi, Ascomycota, Sordariomycetes, Glomerellales, Plectosphaerellaceae. Gene Ontology annotation, cellular component: nucleus.
AUGUCGCCCUACGAUAUGCUGCGCUCCAUACUCGGACAGUCGCGGACCGAUGACGAGAUCGAGGCCGCUCUUGCCGUGCACGGCUAUGACCUGAGCGCCGCCAUCGUGGCCAUUAUGGAGAGCCAGGCGCAAGACGGCUCCUUCCCGAGCCUGCAGGCAGAGGAGACCAAGUCCAUCGUCAUUGGCAAGUCCAUGGCCACCGAGGCACGGCCCGCAACCCCGGCCGGCCAGCAAAGGUCGGGCGUCAUUUGCAAGUUCUACAUGUCCACAGGCCAGUGCCUGCGGUCCGAUUGCCGGUUCAGCCACGACCUCAGCAAUCAUCUGUGCAAGUACUGGGUCAUGGGCAACUGCCUCGCAGGGGACACGUGCAUCUUCUCCCACGAUCCGGCCUAUCUCAUGAACAAGCUCGCGCUCGAUGGCGCCAGCACGCCCCCCACUAAGCAGGCCACCAUACAAGUAUCAGACUACAACUCGUUCCCGCUGCUCCAGCCAGGGACACCCGAACACGGCGUCGGCCAGACCAACGGCGGCUACCCAUUCGUCGGCAUCACGCCACCCCCUGGUCUCAAGCCGUUCCAGGCGGGGGAGAGCCCAAGGUCCCGGUCUCGUCCCGGCAGCCGGCAGCAGCAACCCCGCGAGGCGGUCGUCAUUGCGCCCUCCCUCGAUGAUGCCGAUGCCUUCCCGUCCCUUGGCUCGGCCGCGGCCAAGCAGCCGAAGAAGCACCACGGCAAAAGGGGCGGGCACAACCACAAGGAAAACUUUGUGGCGCCUAGUUCGCUGGCGGAAAUUGUCAAAAUGUCGCCCUCGCCGGCGCCGGCGGUGUUGCGGCAGGACCUGAAGAAGAUUGGGCGCAACGGCAGCUCGACCAACAUCCGCAACGGGGAGAACAGCCUGGCAGCACAGGCGAUCCAGAGCCCGAAGCAUAUCCCCUGGCUGGAGACGGGCGAGCGGGCCAACAAGUUGUAUUUGAAGGCGCGCCAGGAGGCUAUCAAGCACGGCGGCCUCAGGAACAAAUUCCUGCAGAGCGCUGCGCAGGCAUGGAACCGGAACGACGCGCGGGCCGCCAAGGCGCUGAGCCUGCGGGGCCAAAGUGAGAACGAUCUCAUGCGGAAAGCGCAUCGCGAGGCGGCGCGGGAGCUGUACGAAGAGCGCAACCGGGCCAACUCGACGAGUGCCGAGAUGUACGUGGACCUGCACGGGCUGCACCCCGAGGAGGCAGUCGAGUACCUGGAGCGGGUGUUGGCGGAGAACAGCAAGGAGGGGCGCCCCAUAUACGCCAUCACGGGGACGGGCCACCACAGCAAGAGCGGCAAGGACAAGGUGGGCAAGGCGAUCCGCAACUUCCUCAACGAGUGGCGGUACGCAUACCGGGAGUUCUCGGUGCCGGGGGACCGGAACAACAUGGGCGGGAUCCUGGGCAUCGACGCGACGAGCUACGACAAGAGCCUCGCCAGGUCGGGCGCGGCGAGCCCGUCCGGGAGCAGCAGCAAAGAGGAGGUCGACAUUCUGAGUCAGGGCGUCGAGAUUGGGGAUGGCAAGGUGAGGCUGCUCGUUCGAGACCCUCCCAAGGGGCCGAGCGCAAGACGGUCAUGA